AUGUGCCACUUUCAGGUCUCCUCACACUGCUGGUGUGUUCCAUUUUUUGUCAUAGGGUGCUGGCAGAUUACGGGCCUCCCAUAGCUGCUGCCAGGCCCCUAAUCUGCCAUGGGCCCCUAUACCGCCUCCUCAUGCUGCUGCCAGGUCCAGAGUCUCUCAUGGGUCCCUGUACGGCCUCCCAUUGCUGCUGUCUCCAUCGCCCACACUCUGCCAUGUGCCACUUUCAGGUCUCCUCACACUCCUGCUGGUUUCCAUUUUGUCAUAGGUUGCUGUAUGGCCUCCCAUUGCUGCUGCCUCCACCGCCACACUGUGGCUCCAAACACUGGUUUUGGCCCCGUGACUGGCCAAAUGAGUGAAGUGUGCGGUGAUUCUAAGAUCGACGGCACUCAUCUGCAUGUCAUACUGACUGACAGUAUUAUUUCUCUUCCCCAGCAGACUCCAAGGGCAUUUAAAUUAAAGGUACAGUGUUCUGCACUAAUAUUA
Molecule: messenger RNA, 483 nt
Organism: Staurois parvus
Lineage: Eukaryota; Metazoa; Chordata; Amphibia; Anura; Ranidae
Source: the annotation of a GenBank genome assembly